Messenger RNA from Homarus americanus (American lobster), 1586 nucleotides. RefSeq names its product luciferin 4-monooxygenase-like. The coding region runs from base 146 to 1342 and encodes 398 amino acids. NCBI's taxonomy places the organism in Eukaryota, Metazoa, Arthropoda, Malacostraca, Decapoda, Nephropidae. Gene Ontology annotation, molecular function: CoA-ligase activity. The transcript has 8 exons. The record is from RefSeq and is a predicted model, not a curated record.
CACAGAAUCACAUGGCGUACCUUCAUCAGAGGAGCUGGUGCACGUGUUGAAUGUGAGUGAGGCGCGAUGGGCCGUGGUACACCCUGACGUGGCCCCGGCAGCUGAGGCGGCCUUCUCUCUCCUCCCCCAUGGCACACUGAAGAAGAUGUGGGUCCUGGGGAACGACCCCACCAGACCCUGCAUCGCUCAACUCAUGACCCAUGACCCUCUGCCUCCCUCCACUCAGGCUGAGGGGCUGGACUGGGCCAAGACUGUGGCUCUGUUGCCCACCUCCUCUGGCACGACUGGCCUGCCCAAGGCUGUCAUGGUGACUCACCGUAACUUACUCAUCAACCACCUGAGGAGCCAGUACCAAAGUGUUGUUAACCCAAGCGCCAGUGAGGGGAGAAAGGAGAUAUUUAAGAGUCUCUUGUUGGUGCUGCCUGUGUGUCAUCUCUAUGGCUUCGGUAUAGUUAUGGGACGCCUCUUGGCUGGUGGUACAACCAUCUUCCUCUCAAAAUUCUCACCCAAGAGGUAUUUUGAGGUCAUCCAGGAUUUUAAGGUGACAGCCUCGCCCCUCGUACCUCAUCUCAUUGACCUGGUGGUGAACACACCCCUCCGGCAGCAGUACGACCUCUCUUCUCUCAAGAUCUUCGGCUCCGCGGCUGGCCCGAUCUCAGCAGACUCCGUCACCUCCGUCGUGAGAAAGACUGGACGAUCAAUAGUUAACUCCUACGGUAUGACAGAGUCGUUCUCAGCAGUGACCAUCGGUACACCAGACAUCCUUGCCCUCCACCCUGACUCUGUGGGCAAAGUGGUGCCUUAUAUACAGGUUAAGUUUGUGGAUGUAAGGACUGGAAGGAUGGUGGGUGAGAGACAGGAGGGGGAGGUAUGUGUGCGAGGGCCAAGUAUCAUGCUGGGCUACGCCAACAAUCCCACAGCCACAGCCUCAACUCUCGACCCCUACGGCUGGCUCCACACAGGCGACGUUGGCUACUAUGACCAAGACAACUUCGUCUACCUCACCGGCAGGAUUAAGGACCUUAUUAAAGUCAAGGGAUACCAGGUGUCCCCCGCUGAGCUGGAGAAAGUGUUGUUGCAGUACGAGGGUGUGGAGGAGGCGGCGGUGGUGGGCGUCCCUCACCGUAAGAUGGGCGAGGCGCCACGGGCCUACGUGGUGCCUACAUCAGGCACUGUCCUACACCUGCCACACCUACAGCAGUUCGUCGCUGCUCGAGUCGCCCCCUACAAGCAGUUGGCAGGCGGCAUCAAAGUGGUCGACUCCAUCCCAAGGAACUCCACAGGGAAGAUUCUCAGGAGACAGUUGAAGAAGGACUUUGAGACCCCGGCUGCUAAGCUAUGAGGUCCUUGUGAGGUUCUCUGAGGUCCUUUGGAGAUCCUAUGUGGUCCUUGAUAGGUCUUAUGCGAUUCCUCAGAGGUCCUGGAGUCAUCUGUAGGUCACUGAGAAGUCUGUAGACAAGUCCUAGGGAAAUCCUUAAGUGCAUCCUGGGAGAUUUUUAAUGUGGUCUUGUAUUUACUCUUGUGAAGCCCUUACUGAAGCUUUAUGAAGCUCUUCUGAAUUCCUUAAUAAACCUUUAUGAAACUCU